UCCCCCCACCGGAACAGCCUCCAUGGUGGCCCUUGCUAGCCAGUAUGUCGGGCCAGCUUGGCUAUGAUGUCAGGCGGUAUUGUUAAUUAUUACGUGACAACAACGUCGCCGCAACGUUAGGAGGAAAGCAGCAGCCGUGUCCUUUUAUCGUCAGUCAAUGUCAGCUGGUUCUUGGCAGUGUUAUGGAUGAACCAUGAAGGCCCAAUUACAAGUCACAGUGCUUUCAGCCAAGCUGAAGGAAAACAAAAAGAACUGGUUCGGCCCCAGUCCAUAUGUGGAAGUAGCCGUGGAUGGCCAGUCAAAGCGGACCGAGAAGUGCAACAACACACACAGUCCAAAAUGGAAGCAGGCGCUCACCGUGAUUGUGACUCCUAUCAGCAAGCUGAUAUUCCGUGUUUGGAGCUACCAGACGCUGAAGGCAGACAUCUUGUUAGGAAUGGCCACUCUGGAGAUCCAGGAGACACUGAAGGCUAACGACUUGAAAUUGUCGGAGGUGGUACAGACGCUGCAGCUGUGCUCCGACAGAGACUCCCGGGACGUCGUCGGUGACCUGUCAGUCUGUCUAGAUGGCAUGCAUGUCGACCCCGAAGCCUUUGCCUCAGCAGAGAGAGACCAUGCUUCCCUCAUAGACGAUGCAAGACAAAACGGCAACAGGCCAAGCAGAGACACGUCUCCGUCCAGUGACUCUGACGAGUGGGUCAUCGUACCUGAUGCUUGCACUGUCAACUCCCAGUCCGUAGGAGGUGCCACCGGUUCUCAUCGCUCUCGACCAGCUCGACCUUCUUCCGCUCCUGCUUCCUCUAGCAGUUCAUCUCCAAGUGAGUUGAGCGAGGGUCUGGCAUCGGAAGGCUCCCCCCAGGCAUCUGCCAGCGUGAGCUCAGAUCUUCAUGACAACACGGGUGUAGCGGCGGCGGCAGCAGCAGCAGCAGCCGCCGUAGCAGCAGCUGCAGCAAAACCUGCUGCUAAUGGCCCCAAACCCGUGGCCCCAGCGGCACCAUCCACAGCAGCUUCCAGGGCCAUGAGCAGUGGCCCUUUGCCACCAGGCUGGGAGCAGCGUGUGGACCCAAAUGGACGUAUGUACUUUGUCGACCACAUUGAAAAGAGAACUACCUGGGACCGACCAGAGGCUCUACCUACAGGUUGGGAACGCAGGGUGGACCCCAUGGGCCGGGUGUACUUCGUGGACCACAUCACCAGGACGACCACGUGGCAGCGCCCCACGCAGGAGUCUGUGCGUAACUACGAGGAGUGGCAGCAUCAGCGCAGCCAGCUGCAGGGAGCCAUGCAGCAGUUUAACCAGAGGUUCAUAUAUGGGCUCCAAGACCAGCUUGCAGCAACAUCCAACAAAGAGUUUGACCCACUGGGACCCCUGCCGCACGGUUGGGAAAAGAGGACAGACAGCAAUGGCAGAGUGUAUUUUGUCCACCACCCAACACGUGCAACACAAUGGGAAGACCCGAGGACACAAGGGCUGCUCAAUGACAAGCCUUUGCCUGAAGGCUGGGAGAUGAGGUUCACCGUGGAUGGCACUCCCUACUUUGUGGAUCACAACAGACGAACCACAACCUACAUUGACCCACGUACAGGGAAAUCAUCCCUUGAAAACGGCCCACAGAUUACCUACGUCAGGGACUUUAAAGCCAAAGUGCAAUACUUCAGGUUCUGGUGUCAGCAACUAUCAAUGCCUCAGCACAUUAAGAUUUCUGUCACCAGGAAAACUUUGUUUGAGGAUUCAUUCCAGCAGAUCAUGAGCUUCCAUCCUCAAGAUCUAAGACGCAGAUUGUGGAUCAUUUUCCCCGGAGAGGAAGGUUUGGACUAUGGAGGCGUGGCUCGGGAAUGGUUCUUCUUGCUUUCUCACGAAGUGCUGAACCCUAUGUACUGUUUGUUUGAGUAUGCUGGCAAGGACAACUACUGCCUGCAGAUCAACCCUGCAUCCUACAUCAACCCGGACCACCUCAAGUACUUCAAGUUCAUCGGCCGCUUCAUUGCCAUGGCCUUGUUCCACGGCAAGUUCAUCGACACAGGUUUCUCCCUGCCUUUCUACAAGCGCAUCCUGAACAAGCCACUUGCUCUCAAAGACUUGGAGUCCGUGGAUCCGGAGUUUUACAACUCUCUCAUAUGGAUCAAGGAUAACAACAUAGAAGAGUGCGGUCUGGAGAUGUUCUUCUCAGUCGACAAAGAGAUCCUGGGGGAGGUCACCACCCACGAGCUCAAGCCAGACGGCGGGAACAUUCAAGUGACUGAGGAAAACAAGGAGGAAUACAUCAGGCUGGUGGCAGAGUGGAGGCUGUCCAGGGGUGUGGAGGAGCAGACCCAGGCCUUUUUUGAGGGCUUCAAUGAGGUCCUACCCCAGCAAUACCUGCAGUACUUUGACGCUAAGGAAUUAGAGGUGAUGCUGUGUGGGAUGCAGGAGAUCGACCUCGUGGACUGGCAGAGGAACGCAAUCUACAGACAUUACACUCGAAGCAGCAAGCAGAUUCUUUGGUUUUGGCAGUUUGUGAAGGAGAUGGACAACGAGAAGAGGAUGAGGCUGCUGCAGUUCGUCACCGGUACUUGUCGUCUUCCCGUUGGCGGCUUCGCCGACCUCAUGGGAAGCAAUGGGCCGCAGAAGUUCUGCAUUGAGAAGGUGGGCAAAGAGAACUGGCUUCCGCGAAGCCACACGUGCUUUAAUCGUCUGGAUCUGCCUCCCUACAAGAGCUACGAGCAGCUGAAGGAGAAACUCAUGUUUGCCAUCGAGGAGACGGAAGGUUUCGGGCAGGAGUAACCACAGCACUUUUUCCUCGCGUUUGUCUCUGCAGCCUGGAGCUGCUUUUAUUUCCCAGAGUCACCAACUAUAUGCAAUUCCGCAGCUGCUUUCAAAGCGCUUUCAGAAUAAGAGACUCUUCCCUGCAUUGAUCUAACAUGGCUCCGCGUGAUAACAGUGGUUGUUUCUUCACCCUUUUCACAACAUGCUUAACGCUGUGCAAGUGUGAAACAGAAGAAGCUCCAUGAGGACCUCCCUGUCAAGACUAUGCACUCAGAUUAUAUUUUGAAAUUAUAUUUGAUUUAUACAUCUUAAAAAAUAAUCGGGUUUUUUUUCUUGUAUUCAAAUGGCUGAUUGGACUGAUUAAUGUAGCACAGGAUGUUCUUUAAAAAAAAAAAUCUUCUCAUUUCUCUAACAUACCCUCGUUUGCACAUGAACUGUGAAAGGGCAAGACAGCCUGAUUGUCCCUGAAAGCAUGCUUUUAUUUCUUUUUCUUUUUCAAGUGCAAUAGUUUCGCAGCUGUACCAACAAUAGUCUUGAUCACUUUACGAGAUAAGUUUUCACUUUUUAGUGCUGAUUUUACUCUCCGAUUCGAAGACCGGCCGGCGCAGGUUUUCAAAUGUUUUUAACAGUUUGGUUUAGAGUUCAUCGGACCAGGACCAAACUUAGCAGAAAAAAAGGGGGCGUUCUUAACUGUGUAAUACAAAAAUAUCGGCCCUCGAGUCGUCCUUUUGUCAUCCACUGUGUGAAUAACUGAUUACUGAUGACGUGGGAACAAUCCUGUGUGAUAGAUUUGUAAAAUAAUAUCCUUCUCCCACUGAGUGGUAGCCAAGAAAUGAUCCUGACUAGGUAUUGAAGAAUGCUGAAAUGUGAGCAUUUAAGGUGUUUGGGUGACUACUACAGUGUAAAUACACUUAGCAGGAGAAUGUGUUUCAUAUCUAUAUAUAUCUAAUUCACCCAAGUCGUGGUUCCCUUUUUUUGUGAUUGUUGCUUGGGAGUGGAGCACUAGCAGGCGACCCUAGUUUUAUAGGGAGGGCGGGGGCGGGGGGCAUUAUUUUGUGAUUUCUACAGGGAUUUUGACUUUCAAGCUGUUAUCCUUACAGGUGUUAUGAUCCGCUUCUCAGAUCAUCACAUAUUCUUGUUUUGUUCCAUUUUGGUAUCACAUUCUGUUGUUUGACGUCCGUAUUUCCUGUUUGUUCUGUCGCCAUGGUUGCAUAUUAGGUCCACCUGCUACUCGCUGUUUACGUACAUCUGUUAUUCUUGAUUACUGCCUUCUUUAAGCCUGCCCCUAUUGUUCAUUCGGUCUCGGAUCCUAAUUUGCCUUACACGCAACGAGUAUGUUUUUCUAUGUAUUUACUCGCUAGCUUUCGCGAUACGCUUAGUUUAUCCCUAGCUCACAUGCUAGUAGUUUUUGUUUUGCCUUUUGUGCCCUUGUGCCAGUUUUUCCGUUUCCUUGUCAGUUUUUAUUUUCGGGUCUCCCCAUGUCUAGCAUUAAAAGAUUACAGUUGGUACAAAAUGCGGCUGCUAGACUUUUGACAAGAACAAGAAAGUUUGAUCACAUUACGCCUGUACUGGCUCACCUGCACUGGCUUCCUGUGCACUUAAGAUGUGACUUUAAGGUUUUACUACUUACGUAUAAAAUACUACACGGUCUAGCUCCAUCCUAUCUUGCCGAUUGUAUUGUACCAUAUGUCCCGGCAAGAAGUCUGCGUUCAAAGGACUCUGGCUUAUUAGUGAUUCCCAAAGCCCAAAAAAAGUCUGCGGGCUAUAGAGCUUUUUCAUUUCGGGCUCCAGUACUCUGGAAUGCCCUCCCGGUAACAGUUCGAGAUGCCACCUCAGUAGAAGCAUUCCAGUCUCACCUUAAAACUCAUUUGUAUACUCUAGCCUUUAAAUAGACUCCCUUUUUAGACCAGUUGAUCUGCCGUUUCUUUUCUUUUUCUUCUAUGUCCCACUCUCCUUUGUGGAGGGGGUCCGGUCCGAUCCGGUGGCCAUGUACUGCUUGCCUGUGUAUCGGCUGGGGACAUCUCUGCGCUGCUGAUCCGCCUCCGCUUGGGAUGAUUUCCUGCCUGCUCCGCUGUGAACGGGACUCUCGCUGCUGUGUUGGAUCCGCUUUGGACUGGACUCUCGCGACUGUGUUGGAUCCAUUAUGGAUCAAACUUUCACAGUAUCAUGUUAGACCCGCUUGACAUCCAUUGCUUUCCUCCUCUCCAAGGUUCUCAUAGUCAUCAUUGUCACCGAUGUCCCACUGGGUGUGAGUUUUCCUUGCCCUUUUGUGGGCCUACCGAGGAUGUCGUAGUGGUUUGUGCAGCCCUUUGAGACACUAGUGAUUUAGGGCUAUAUAAGUAAACAUUGAUUGAUUGAUUGAUUUAUUAGUUAAUAAAUCUUCUUUUCUUACCAUUCGUUGUGUUCUUGCCCGAACGCAUCCACGAAAGAACAAAUCCGGCAUCGCUAUGCCCCUCAAGCGUAACAGUAGGAUCCGAGCAAGUAAGAAAGGUUAUUUUGCGUCAGACAGCAACGAGGUACUUCGAGCGUUGGAGGCUGAGACACUCCGCUGCGCGCCAGGUGAAGACAUGAUGUGGGGCUCUGGCAGUUUCUUGGUCCCGAUCAAUUCCACCUGGUCCGGGGAUGUCCCCUCCCAAACCGCUCGCACUCGUCAACGAAGGCGGAAGUCGCAAAGAAGGGUUUCGCCUCGCGACUGUGAGGCUGGGUGGGCAUAGUGACGCCGGAUUUGUUCUUUCGUGGAUGCGUUAGGUCAAAAACACAGCGAAUGGUAAGAAAAUAAGAUUUAUUAACUAAUAAAAAUAGACAAGGAAACCAAAAAACUGGCACAAGGGCACAAAAGGCAAUACAAAAACUACUAGCAUGUGAGCUAGGGAUAAACUAUGCGUAGCGCGAAAGCUAGCGAGUAAAUACAUUGAAAAACGUACCUCAAGGCAAAUUAGGAUCCGAGACUGAAUGAACAAAAGGGGCAGGCUUAAAUAAGGCAGUAAUCAAGAAUAACAGGUGUGCGUAAACAGCGAGUAGCAGGUGGAACUAAUAUGCAAUAAUGGUGACAGAACAAACAGGAACUAAGGACGUCAAACAACAGAAUGUGGUAUCAAAAUGGGACAAAACAAGAAUACGCGAUGAUCCGGGUAGCGGAUCAUAACAACAGGGGAAAACAUCAAACUUCUAAGUGUGUUUGUCCAAAGAAUCUUAAACGUUACCUAAAAUUGUUAUUAAUGAUAAGGUGUUUCGAUGCUAUUCAUGUGUUCUUGCUCACUCGGAAAUCAACAUGACUGAUCACACGGAGUCCUAAUAUGAUAAAGUGGCCCUAACAUGAUUAGGAUGUUUAUCUCUUCAGUCACUGGUGUGAUGCUUGAAUAUGUCAUGGCUGCAGCAUGAGGUAUACCAAGUGUGGAUGUUGUUGACUAAAAAUGUUAGUCUUCGUUAUCACCAACAGAGUUAGUUAUGGAAGCAGUUUUUAAUUUAGUUAAACAAUUUCUUAUUUUUGGUCAUCUAAAUUCCUCAACACUAAAACUGCAGUGAAUUGUGUUUACUAAAAUGUGCAAUAUAAAGGAUGAAGCAUCUUUAAAGUUGUCUUGAAACUACUUUUAUGACAGUUAUCCCACCGAGACCUUCAGUGAUGUCCUACUUAGUGCAACUUUAAUAAAUACCCCUCAAAAUACCAUAAUUUAUGUCAUCACAUGACCACGAUUCGAGAAAUGCUAUACAGAAACACACUAGUGCACAACAGUGUACAAAACAGACUAUAUUUCGGCACAUUUAAAAAUGAAUGAACCCGCAUCAGCAUUUAAAACAUACUUUACAUCAGGGGUCUCAAACUCAAUUUACCUGGGGGCCACUGAAUGCAGAAACUGGGUGAGGCUGGGCCGCAAGAAAAGAUUUCUUAAACAAAUCUAACAUGCACUUUUUAAUGAAUACACCUUCUUUGAAUGGCUUUCCCGCCCCAGCAACAUACUUGCCAACUCUCGCGACAUUAAUAUUAAGGGCACGCCGUGACGGCACUGCCUUUAAUGUCCUCUACAACCUGAACUAACAACGUGCCAACCCAGCCAUAUGUAUUAUUUGGCUUCCAUAGACGCAGUAAGACAUACUUGAUCAACAGCCAUACAGGUCACACUGAGGGUGGCCGUAUAAACAACUUUAAUACUGUUACAAAAAUGUGCCACCCUGUGAACCCACACCAAACAAGAUUGACACAUUUUGGUAGAACAUUCACACCGUAACACAACAUAAACACAACAGAACAAAUACCCACAAUCAAAUGCAGCCCUAACUCUUCCGGGCUACAAUAGAGGACGGGGUGUAUAUUGUAGCCCGGAAGAGUUAGGGCUGCAUGGGAUUCUGGGUAUUUGUUCUGUUGUGUUACGGUGCGGAUGUUUUCCCAAAAUGGGUUUGUCAUUUUUGUUUGGCGUGGGUUCACAGUGUGGCACAUAUUUGUAACCGUGUUAAAGUUGUUUAUAAGGCCACCCUCAGUGUGACCUGUAUGGCUGUUGAUCAACUAUGUCUUGCAGUCGCUUACUGCGUCUACUGAGGCUAAAUACAACAUGGCACGCUCUUAGUGUAGAUUGUAGAGGACGCUAAAGGCAGUGUCUCCACGGUGUUCCCUUAAUGUUGUUGUUAGGGUGAAAUUCGGGAGAAUGAUUACCCCUGGAGGAGCACUGAAAAUUGGGAGUCUCCCGGAAAAAUCAAGGGCAUGCAAGUACGACGCUGUAAAGCGUCUUUCAUAUAAAACUUGCGGGCCGCACCAACAUUAAAAUUUAACAUCAAGAUGCGGGCCGCAAAUUAACGUCUCGCGGGCCGCAAUUAGCCCGCGGUCCUCGUGUUUGAGACCCCUGCCUUACAUGGUACUGUCAAAAUUAAAAUAAUUGUAAAGAACAUAUUAAACGUGGGAAAAUAAAUAAAUAAAUAAAAUAUUUGCACGUUUUCUUUAAGAGUUAAAGAAGUGAGAACCGAUUAUUUCUCAGUUGGCCGGGUAUGGCCCCUUCCUGCUUCUCGCAAAUUACAAUUUGCGAUUGGAUUCUCACUUGGGAGUGACAAGUGAAAAUCCAAUUAAAGUCACUUUUAGCGUAAGGCUACCUAGAUGGGCUACUGUCAAGAACUGGUGAUCCGAUUGGCUAUCGCAACUUGUCUACCCGGCAGAAAUAAUACAGCCCUGGCAACACCUUAGCUGAAUUCUGAUUGGAUAAAAGCUCUUAACAUAAAAACAAGCAACAUUGAAGCCUAAUAAGACAUGGAGAAUAUGAUUAAAUGCUUUCUAGAAAGUAGAUUAAAAUGAACUUUUAUUAAUCUAUGAUUAUGAUUUAUGCCGAGAAGGCCUUGCAGAGCAUCUAAAAAACUAAAGUCCCAACAAGACCUGUUUUAGUCUGGGGAAAAAAGGUUGUUGACGAUAACUGAAACAAACACUUUUAGUCAACAAAAUGAACACUUCGUAUACCUGAUGCCAACUUUAAUGGGAUAGUUUCCUCUCCUUGGCUAUGGUACCUAAAUGUCAUUGAAUAUAUACAUAGAUAAAUGCCUCUGACUAUGUCUCUGUGGAAUUUUAUUAGCGUGUAUGCGAGUUCCUAAUUAUUUUUGAUUCAAUUACAGUUGCACCUCACUAACCUCAUUUUGUGAGUGACUUUACUUAUUUGCCGCCUUUGCUCUCUGGGGUAUUUACAAUUAAAGAUAUAUGAAAACGA
Molecule: messenger RNA, 8427 nt
Organism: Nerophis ophidion (straightnose pipefish)
Lineage: Eukaryota; Metazoa; Chordata; Actinopteri; Syngnathiformes; Syngnathidae
Gene: itcha
Product: itchy E3 ubiquitin protein ligase a
Exons: 24
Coding region: 194-2764 (856 amino acids)
Biological process (GO): protein K63-linked ubiquitination; protein K29-linked ubiquitination; protein K48-linked ubiquitination
Molecular function (GO): ubiquitin protein ligase activity; protein binding
Source: RefSeq, a predicted model, not a curated record